AUGUCUGGAGGGCAUGGGCAAUAUUUUGCCACGUAUGUUGAAGAUUUGGAGCAGGAGCCGUUCGAUGCGAUUGAUUUAGUUGAGAGAAUUGCUUGGAGAAUGACUGGAGGAGCUGAAACUAUUACAGAUCCGGUAUCGUUGAAAAUGCGAUUUGAAGAGGAAAUUGGAAGUUUGCAGAUGUUAUGUGAUCAAUUUCAGGUGAGACUUACGAUUAGAAAAACGCCGAAGUGUUGGGCGAUUUCAAGAAAUAAAGCCCGGAACACUUUUUUUAGAAAAUAUGAUUUUUCAAAGUUCACGUGGAAAUGGUUUCUUACAAUCAGUGUUUUUUCUUCAUUUCUACUUUUUUCCAGAACAAAGUGAAUACUCUCGAAAAACAAUUGAAUGAAGAAAAACGAGAAUAUGUUCAAAAACUUCAACGACAACACGAGAAAAAUGCAGAAGCAAUUGAUAAAAUGAAACAACUCGAUGCAACAAUGCAAAAUGUGUCAACAAAAGUGGUUCAUUUAGGAGAUCAAUUGGAAAGUGUUGAUCAACCUCGAUCUCGAGCACAUGAUGCUUUUCAACUUAUGCAACAUUUCGAUGAAUUUCUAUCAGAUCAACCAUUAAAUUCAAUGAUUUUCACAGAUCCUGAUAAACUUCUAGAAUCAGCUGAUCUUGUUCAUAAAUUAUAUUCAAUAUCUCAGGAAUUGAAUAAGGAUAAAUUUGCGAAUGUUCAAGCGAGAAUUGCGCAAAGAUAUGAAGUUGUUGAAAGAUUAUUGAUUGAAGAAUUUGCGAGAAGUCAGAGAGAUGAAAAGAAAAUGGCUGAAGUUGCGAAGAUUUUGAGCGAAUUUAAAGGAUAUUCUCAUUGUGUUGAUCGAUAUGUUGAAUAUCUUUGUCAAUCAAUUCAUCCAAGAGGUGAUGGUGGAGAAAUUCUUGCGGACUGUUUACAACUUUGUCGAACUCAACAGCCUAGAAUUUCAGCUAUUUUUCCAUCACCACAUACUGUUAUGCAGAAAUUGGUGAGAUUUUGUUGAAUUUAAAAAAGGCGGGAAUUUUGAGUGCGAAAAUACUGUUAAACUUUUAAAGUUAUUUUUUCCAUUUUUCAAUAAUAUUUGUUUAAUUUUCAGGUUCUCAAUUUAUUCACUGGAAAAAUGAAAGAAUAUAUAAAUGCGCGACUUCGAGAAUGUAAAGAAGUUCAAGACAACGAACAAUAUUUGAAAGAUUUAGCCAUGUUAUAUUCAAGUACUUUAAAAAUGUGUAAAGAAUUGGAAAAAUUGCAUAUAAGUCCGGAUAGUGCAUUUCUCGCAACAUUGACAAAAUCAAUAUUCGAUCGAUAUAUUUCAACUUAUAGUCGAGAAGAAUUAUCAUAUUUAAAUGAACAAUGUGGACAUAUUUUGAACAAGUUUUAUGAGUCAAAAAAACAUGUGAAAAAACAAAUUGGGGGAGGACUGCAAGAAUUGAAGCGAGAUGUUGCUGCUCGAUUAAUGACUGUUGAAAAUUAUGGAGGUGAAACAUUUUUGGCUGAAGAUGUGGCGAUUUCGAUUUUACAAGAAACUAAAAAUGCAUUCAAUCGAGCGUCGCAACUUUGUGAUAAAUCGGAACUUGCGAGACAUGUUGAAAAUAUUGUGGAUGUUCUUCUCAAAUUUUUGUAUGGCGAACAUUUAGAUUAUGCGGUUGAAAUUGGAUUGGCUGGAAUAUCUUUAGCAGAACCCAAAAAUGAACCACCUGCUUAUUUUUAUAGUAUUGUUGCACAAUGUACAACUAUUGUUUUGUUAAUGGUUAAACAAUAUGAUGAUUCAAUUUGGCCAAUUAUUAAGUGAGUCUUGGGAAAUAUAGAGAGGGUGGCCUUUUUGAUCCCACCAGAAAAUACCUCAAAAUAUCCAUUGAACUUUGAAAGACUUUGAAAAAUGUGACCCCCAAAAGGUUUGGGUUCAAAACAAUUUUUUAAUAAAAUUUGGUCCCAAUUUUUUAUCUACAUAAACUGACAAAUAUAUCCGAUUCACUAGAACAUCAUACACAAAUUUAAUUUUGAGAAUCUACCCAUUUUUCCUUAUAAAAAUUGAACUUUCAGAGAUACAAUUGUGGAGCAAACAGUUGCAAAGAAAUGGCAACAAUCAUUACGAUCUUUGGAAUCGAAAAUGAAUUUGGGACUCGAAAGACAAUUGAAUUCCGCUGUUGGAUAUGUCAAAUUUUUGUUCAGCGAACAGAAAAAAACAGAUUUUCGACCGGAAUCACAACAAAUUGAUAUUCGAGUUUCACCGCAAUGCAAAUUGGCCUCGAAAUUUCUGUCGAAACAUGUAACAACAAUGGAAAAGGGGUGUGAUGGAGAGAAUUUGGAAGCAUUGCAAUCAGAUUUGGCAACAAGAUUGUUCAAGUUUAUGUUGACACAUAUUCAACAGGUUGGUUUUAAGGGUUUUCUAAAAAUAAGAAAAUUGUUGAUAAUGUCGUUAAAAAAUCAGGGCCAUUACAGUUUUAUUGAACUGUUUUGCAAGAAAAUCCAAUGUGAAUUUGAGCAGAUUUUUGGCGCCAAAAAUCUCUGAAUUAUUAUAGAAAGUCAGAACUUUGGAAAAUUUUAAAAAAUUAGAUUUUUCACUGUUUCACACCGAAUAAUAAUCGGCCUCCAUUCCGCAAACUGCUCCAGCCUGCGGUAUUCCCGCAUUUGAAUCGUCCAUCCAACGUUUCACAGUAUUGAUCCAAACAUACGGUUGAAGCAGCAAGUGAUUAUCCGGUCGAUUAGGUGCCCAUUCUAUUCCGUCACUUCCCGUCGUAUGCCCGUCUGUCCAAUAAAACGAAGUCAAUGCUGUACAUGUGCUUGUGAUUUUGUAGGUCCAACAAGCAGUGGUUCUCUUGAGCCCGAGGUAAAGACGACGAGGCACUGCAUCUUCGCUCAACGCUUGUGUCAUCAUUGUUACGAGUUCCUGCUUAUCUUGGAAGCCGGAACUUACUGCAGCGCUAUUUAAUGUACGACAAUCAGCAUCGGCUGUUUCACCGGUUGAUGGACCCCAAUAGAUUUUCAUACACCAAUAAUAGGUCUCACGGUCCAACAUUAUCCAACCCACCAAACAUUUUGGUACUAAAAUAGUUGUGGUGGUGAUGGCAGUUGUUGUUGUUGUUGUUGUUGAGGUAGAUGUUGUGGUUUCGAGAAUCAAAAUUGUUGUCACAAUUUCUGAAAUAAGUAAAAUUUCGAUUAAAGUUUAUAGUUAAUCUAUCUAGACGAUUUUUUCAAAUCCUAUCCCAACUUUGAAUAUAUCUCACCUUCAAACUCCAAUUGUUGCGUGGGAAUACAACAAGAAUAUCGAGAAACGAACAAACUACAAAAAAUUAUCACUGUAAUAAUGAACAUGACCAAUUACACAAUAUGUGCGAUUAUGAAUCUUAUGUAGUUUUCUACACACACGGAUGUUAGAAAAACUAUCAGCAAAACUGGAUUAAUUUGAAGACAAUUUUUUCUAAAAGAUCAGGAACAUGAAGUAGCAUGAAAAAUUAUGUUUUGUUUGGAAAACCGUAGCAUAAGCAGAAGUUUAGCGUUCAAAACUCGAUAUUUUUAAAUUUUAAAAAUAACGAGUUCUAAAAAUGGUCCAACAACAAUGUAAUGGGGCGUCCAUAAAUCAAAAAAUGAAAAUUUCACACCUGUCCAAUUUCUUUUCAAACUAAAAUUUUUUAUUCAAAGUUGUAUUAUAAUGAUCAGAAUUCAGUUAGCUACAAGUUGAUCAUAUUUUUAUCAAAAUUGGACAGGCAAAAACACAAAUUGGACAGCUGUGAAAAUUUCAUUUUUUGAUUUUUGCACGCCCCAUAAGUGUUCUAUAAAAAUGUUCCCAUGAAAACUUUGUUACACCAGUUUCUCCUCCAAAUACUUGUUUAUUUACAGUUCACUUACAAUUCAACUGGUGCUGUUCUUCUUCUUUGCGAUGUCGGCGAACUUCGAACAAUUGUCUCAAAAUGGAAUGUUCAAUUAGCAUUUGCCCAAUGGGAAAGCCUUUUGGCUCUCACAAAUCUUCUCGCUGUUCUUCCCGAUAAUUUAAAUGACGCUGCUCAAAGUCCAUUAUUAGAAAAUGUUGAUCGACAAUUGGUUAAUGAUUUUAUCCGACUUCGUGCCGAUUUUAAAACUAUCAAAAAUUUGAAACUGUGA
Caenorhabditis angaria is the source of this 4108-nucleotide messenger RNA. NCBI's taxonomy places the organism in Eukaryota, Metazoa, Nematoda, Chromadorea, Rhabditida, Rhabditidae. The record is from the annotation of a GenBank genome assembly.